AUUGGCCGCAGCGAGCUAUAAAUACACCAAAGGAGUCCAUUGAUAACAAAGGUGCUAGUUUUAUAUUGGAAUGUGUCACAGCUGACCCUCUGACGGAAACACAAUGGAGAAGUUGGAGGUGGGGGUUGUGCGAGGGGGGGGGUGACACAGUUUCCAUCCUUCUCAGCUCAGCUCUGACCUGGCUGGAACCACCGCACCUUACACCGGCUGCACGCGGACGACACGCCGGCAGUGUGUGCCUCUAGAGCGGGGACACGAUGGGCAACUUGCCGCUCUUCAGCGGCCUGUUCGCUGCAGACUCCCCCCAGCCUGACAGCAGGACCAUCAGCAGAGGCAUCAUUUACUUCCAGUCUUCUCCUCCGACCCCGGACUCACUUCCCGCGUCCUCCCCGAGCCUCGUCCAAUCGCAGCCCUCCUCGUCCUCCCGCCCUCUCCUCCUCUUCCUGUCCUGGCUGGGCGCCCAUCCGGCGGCGGCGUCCAAGUACUUCCACACGUACUUGGAGCGCGGCAUGGACGUCCUGCUGGUGCAGAGCAGCGUGCUGCACUUCCUCUGGCCCCGCUGGGGGCUGGACUACGGCGGGGAGGUCCUCCGAGUGCUGGAGGGGCCCGAGUUCAGCGGGCGGCCCCUGCUCAUCUACGCCUCGUCCAUCGGGGGCUACACCUUCACGCAGGUGCUCACCCACGUGGCCCACAGGCGGGGCGAACAUGACGCGCUGGCCCGCAGGGUCGUAGGUCACAUCUACGACAGCCUGGUGGCGGGCACCUUGGAGCACAUGGCCACAGGCCUGGGCAAGACGCUGGCGCCGCGCCUGGAGCGCGUGGUGAAGAGCACCGCCAUGUUCUACUUCUGGCUUUUCAAGAGCAGCACGACCGACCUCUACCUGCGCGCCAUCCAGGUGUUCGACAGCAGCCCCGUCACGGCGCCGGCGCUCUUCUUCUUCAGCGAGGACGACGCCCUGUGCGACGCGGCCGCGCUGGAGAGGACCGUGGAGCGGUGGCGGCGGAGGGGCGUGGCCGUGCGGAGCCGGAAGUGGGAGCGCUCCAAGCACGCCGCGCACAUGCGGUGCCACCCGGAAGAGUACCGCUCAACGCUGGAGAGUUUUUUGAACUCGCUGCCUUUGACCCCCGUUGGUGCACUAAUGUAAAUAUUAACAUUCCUGACAUUAUUAACAUAUCUGCUUUAUUGGCAUCUCUUUUAUACUGGCCACAACAUUAGGCACACUUGCUGCAAUAGCACUCACCCUGUGUACCUAAUGAAGUGUCCCUUGUAAUACCCAUACUUUUCAGCGCUCAUACAAUCUCAAAUCCCUUUAUAGACCAGUUGAUCUGCCGUUUCUUUUCUUUUUCUUCUAUGUCCCACUCUCCCUUGUGGAGGGGGUCCGGUCCGAUCCGGUGCCCAUGUACUGCUUGCCUGUGUAUCGGCUGGGGACAUCUCUGCGCUGCUGAUCCGCCUCCGCUUGGGAUGGUUUCCUGCUGGCUCCGCUGUGAACGGGACUCUCGCUGCUGUGUUGGAUCCGCUUUGGACUGGACUCUCGCGACUGUGUUGGAUCCAUUGUGGAUUGAACUUUCACAGUAUCAUGUUAGACCCGCUCGACAUCCAUUGCUUUCCUCCUCUCCAAGGUUCUCAUAGUCAUCAUUGUCACCGACGUCCCACUGGGUGUGAGUUUUCCUUUCCUUGCCCUUAUGUGGGCCUACCGAGGAUGUCGUGGUGGUCUGUGCAGCCCUUUGAGACACUAGUGAUUUAGGGCUAUAUAAGUAAACAUUGAUUGAUUGAUUGAAAUGAAUCCAAAAUCCACAUUUGGAUUGAAAAAACUGAUCGCUUUGGAAUUAGAGAAAACAAAGCGUAAAACUAGCUGAAGAAGUUAGCAUACCUCAGAUACCAAGUUAAAUGCGUACUAUGGCUAUGAGUUGUUUUUUUUCUCCCCUUGGCCUCAGUCUGGACCCCCUCUCCAGGGCCCAGGCUUGGACUGAUUUUUGCAUUUUAUUUUAAUCUUUUAUUUCCCCCCCCCCCAUUUGUUUACCUGUAUCUCACCUUUUUUGUAAGGGGCGGGCAGACCCGUCAGCCAUCCUGUUCUGUCUCCCUGUAAUGUUUGUCUGGUCCUGAAUGGGAUUGUGCUGAAAAUUUUAAUUUUCCUGAAGGAACUCUCCUGAUGGAAUAAAUAAAGUACUAAUCUAAUCCAUCUAAUCUAAAAUGACUCCAAGGUGUAUGGCACUGGAAUUAGAGAGAAAAAAAAAACGGUAAAAUUAUCUGAAAAACUUAGCAUGUUAACAUUAGCAGGCUAACAGUUAGCAUGUGUCAUAUAUCAAGUUAUAUGAUUUUAAGGUGUAUGACUGCAGAGUUAGAGGAAAAAACAAGAGUGUGAAAUUAGCUGAAACAGCAUCCUAACAGUUAGCAUAUGUCAAAUACCAAGUUAAAUGACUAUGUUUAUGGCAGUGGUAUUAGAGAAAAAAAGUGUAAAAUUAGCUGAAGAAGUUAGCAUGCUAACAGUUAGCAUGUGUCAUGUACCAGGUUUUAUGACUCUAAGGUGUAUGGCUGCAGAGUUAGAGGGGGAAAAAAGUAAGAUAAGCUGAAAAAGUUAGCAUGCUAAUGUUAAAAUGCAGUUAACGAGUGCCAUAUACCAAGCUAUAUGACUCUGGGGAAAACUUGCAAAACUAGCGCUAAAUGUUAUCAUGCAACUUUUAACAUGCUAACAGUUGGAAAGUGUCACAUACCAAGUUUUUUGACUCUAAGGUGUACCAAUUAUAGAAUAAAGUGUAAAAUUAGCUGCAAAAGUUAGCAUGUUAAUGUUAGCAUGCUAAAAAUUAGCAUGUGUCAUAUAUUAAGUUAUAUUACUAAGGUGUAUGGCUGCAGAGUUAGAGGGAAAAAUAGUGUGAAAUUAGCUGAAAAAGUUGUCACACUAAUGUUAACAUGCUAACAGUUAACAAGUGCCUUAUACCAAGCUAAAUGACUCUGCGGAAAACUUGCAAAACUACUGCUGAAUGUUAGCGUAUUAAUUUCGCAUGCUAACAGUUGACAAGUGUCACAUACCAAGUUAUAUGACUCUACGGUGUACCAAUAAGAGAAUAAAGUGUAAAAUUGGCUGAAAAAGUUAGCAUGUUAAUGUUAGCAUGCUAACAGUUAGCAUGUGUCAUAUAGCAAGUUAAAUGACUUUAAGGUGUAUUGCUGCAGAGUUAAAGGAACAAAAAGUGAAAUUAGCUGAAAAAGUUGGCAUGCUAAUGUUAAAAUGCAGUUAACGAGUGCCAUAUACAAAGCUAUGUGACUCUGGGGAAAACUUGCAAAACUAGUGCUGAAUGUUAGCAUAUUAUUUUGCAUGCUAACAGUUGACAAAUGUCACAUACCAAGUUAUAUGACUCUAAGAUGUACCAAUUAGAGAAUAAAGUGUAAAAUUAGCUGAAAAGGUUAGCAUAUUAAUGUUGGCAUGCUAACAGUUAGCAUGUGUCAUAUACCAAGUUAUAUGACUCUAAGGUGUAUGGCUGCAGACUUAUAGGAAAAAAAAAGUGAAAUUAGCUGAAAAAGUUAGCAUGCUAAUGUUGAAAUGCAGUUAACGAGUGCAAUAUACCUACCUAUAUAACUCUGGGGAAAACUUGCAAAACUAGCGCUAAAUGUUAACAUGUUAAUUUUUGACAUGCUAACAGUUGGCAUGUGUCACAUACCAAGUCAUAUGACUCAUAAAGUGUACCAAAUAGAGAAUAAAGUGUAAAAAUAUCUGGAAAAGUUAGCAUGCUAACAAUUAGCAUGUGUCAUAUACCAAGUUAUAUGACUCUAAGGUGUAUGGCUGCAGACUUAUAGAAAAAAAAAAGUGAAAUUAGCUGAAAAAGUUAGCAUGCUAAUGUUGAAAUGCAGUUAACGAGUGCAAUAUACCAACCUAUAUAACUCUGGGGAAAACUUGCAAAACUAGCGCUAAAUGUUAACAUGUUAAUUUUUGACAUGCUAACAGUUGGCAUGUGUCACAUACCAAGUCAUAUGACUCAUAAGGUGUACCAAUUAGAGAAUAAAGUGUAAAAAUAUCUGGAAAAGUUAGCAUGCUAACAAUUAGCAUGUGUCAUAUACCAAGUUAUUUGACUCUCUGGUGUAUGGCUGCAGAGUUAGAAGAAAAAAGUGUGAAAUUAGCUGAAAAAGUUAGCACACUAAUGUUAACAUGCUAACAGUAAACAAGUGUUUUAUACCAAGAUAUAUGACUCAGGGGAAAACUGUUGUAUAACUAGCGUUACACGUUGGCAUGUUAAUUUUAGCAUGCUAACAGUUAGCAUGUGUCACAUGCCAAGUUAUAUGACUGUUAGAGAAUAAAGUGUAAAAUUAGCAUGUUAAUGUUAGCAAGCUAGCAGUUAGCAUGUGUUUCAUACUCGAGUAAAAAUCCCUGAUACUUUU
Molecule: messenger RNA, 4369 nt
Organism: Nerophis ophidion (straightnose pipefish)
Lineage: Eukaryota; Metazoa; Chordata; Actinopteri; Syngnathiformes; Syngnathidae
Exons: 3
Coding region: 258-1145 (295 amino acids)
Molecular function (GO): serine hydrolase activity
Source: RefSeq, a predicted model, not a curated record